AUGCAUAAUCGGCAGCGGCUGACUAGGUUCCUGUCUUGUGGGCACAUAGGAAACAGCGUGUAACAACAGUGGAACCCGGUUAACAAUCGUUCAGCCCAUUGAAGCUCCAAACAGAGAUUUGAGAUCCAGAGUUUCAAACAGGUGUUUCAGGAACGAUAACUCUAUUCUGUAAUCUUUGUUUACAUGUGGACAUGAUACCAGGUUGUGAAACAGAGAAGCUGGAAAGAGACAAUAUAAAUGCUGGAAAGUUGAAUGUAGGGUUUCAUAUGAAUGCUAAACACCAGGAUUUUUUUUUUUUUUUCAGUUUGACAAUUAUUUAACUUAGGAUGGAAAUAACAUUUCUUGGGACAGCAUCAGCCUACCCAACACCAUCAAGAGGAGUGUCCUGCGUUGUUCUCAAGCAUGAUAACUGGUGCUGGAUGUUUGACUGUGGAGAAGGAUCCCAAAUUCAGCUGAUGAAGAGUCCUCUAAAACCAGGGAAAAUCAGCAAAAUAUUCAUAUCUCAUCUCCAUGGAGAUCACUGUUUUGGGCUCCCAGGCCUCAUGUGCACCAUCAGCCAGAACAACGCUAGGACGGAGCCAGUGGAGCUCUAUGGACCGCUGGGACUGAGGAAGUUCCUCCGUGUAUCCCUUGAGCUGUCUCGCUCACAGCUCGGGUUUGACUACAUCGUUCAUGAGCUGCAGGUGCUUGAUAGCCAACUGCCUGCUGAUUGGAUGGAAUGGACAGUAGACCACGCCGCUGAUGAAAAACUCCAUCCAAACGAGAAGGCAGGUAGACUUAUCUCCCCUGAUGAAAAUGGUGUGUGGCAACUGUUCAAUGAUGGGAAGUUCCAUGUGCAGGGUGUUCAACUCCAACAUCGGGUGCCAUCGUUUGGGUUCGCUAUACAGGAGGCACCUCAACCAGGAAGAUUUGACGUGCAGGCAGCUAAGUCUCUGGGGAUCCCACCUGGGCCCCUGUAUUCUAAACUCAAGUCAGGAGAAGCAGUUGUCCUUGAAGAUGGGACUAAGGUGGAUGCGAGUGAGGUGGUCGGCCCAUCCAGACCUGGCCGUCACAUCCUGGUGAUGGGAGACACCAGUGACUCCUCCGAGGUGGUCAAGGUAGGGAGAGGAGCAGAUGUCCUCAUACAUGAAGCAACACUGGAGAACGCCCUGUGGGAGAAGUGCUUGGAGAAUGGUCAUUCCACACCAGCAAUGGCGGCGGAGUUGGCACAGCAGCUGGAUGUGGGACAACUUAUACUCACCCACUUCAGUCAGAGAUACAGGCCGCUAUCAUAUGAUGCUCAGGAAGGGGAGGACUCGGUGAAGAAGCUGCUUGAAGAGGCUGAGAAUGUCCUGGGGAAGGGCAAGGUCAUCUGUGCUGAAGACAUGUUCUCCUACACAGUACCAAUGAAGAAGACUUGAAACAUUCCUGAUAUGAUGAACUCUGUCUUGGAGUGACCAGUAUCGACAGGUUCUCCCCACUGGGAAGACUGAGACUAUAAAUGAUGAACCGUUCAGUUUGUAGAUGGUGUGUGAGGACACAGGCCUUGGAUGACUGAGGUCUCUGUUGCUGAUGUUUGAAACGGUGUCCAUGAUGUCAUCGGCAUGUAUGACUGAAGAUCUCUGUUGCUGAUGUUUGAAAUGGUGUCCAUGAUGUCAUCGGCAUGUAUGACUGAGGUCUCUGUUGCUGAUGUUUGAAACGGUGUCCAUGAUGCCAUCGGCAUGUAUGACUGAAGGUCUCUGUUGCUGAUGUUUGAAAUGGUGUCCAUGAUGUCAUCGGCAUGUAUGACUGAGGUCUCUGUUGCUGAUGUUUGAAACGGUGUCCAUGAUGCCAUCGGCAUGUAUGACUGAAGUCUCUGUUGCUGAUGUUUGAAACAGUGUCCAUUAUGCCAUCGGCAUGUAUGACUGAAGAUCUCUGUUGCUGAUGUUUGAAACGGUGUCAAUGAUGCCAUCGGCAUGUAUGACUGAAGGUCUCUGUUGCUGAUGUUUGAAACGGUGUCCAUGAUGCCAUCGGCAUGUAUGACUGAAGGUAUCUGUUGCUGAUGUUUGAAACGGUGUCCAUGAUGCCAUCGGCAUGUAUGACUGAAGGUAUCUGUUGCUGAUGUUUGAAAAAGUUCCCAGUAAUUUAUGCUUGUCGUACAAAGCGACCGAAUAAAUCUUGUACAAACUUCCUUGACUGGACUUGGGUGUCACCAUAGCCAAAUUGUGAGGGCUGAUCCUCAUGAUAUCACUUACUGAUUUGUCUGAAUAAUCCAGUGAUUGACAUCAUGAGAAUCUAUCUACAAAAUUGGGAUAUGAUGACAUGCAUCAACCACGUCAGCAAGCCUGAUGACCUGAUCCAUUCGUCCUCUUAUGACAAGCAAACGCUGUGAAGACCAAUCCUAACCCGGACCUUCACGGAUCUGCAACUAAUUCGUUCAGGGAAGAAGAAGAAAUUUAAAUUGAAUAUUAAUGAUAUGUACUUUUUGUCAAUUUAUUAGAGGUUUUUUGUUAUGAAUUGUUGUUUAUCAAAAUAUUGUUGACAAUAAAUUUAGUCACUGCUUAUUAUUAACAGGUGUGCUGCAGUGUCAUAAUUCUAUUUCCAAAUGUGUAUUUCAAUACUUGGCCAUAGUUUCCAUGCAACUUACAAAAUUACAUCAAAAACGUAUAUGCACCUUUCCACCUGUCUAUAUUUCUUAAUAACAGUUUGUCCACAAAAAUAACUUUAAACAGAAAGGAAGAACAUUUCCUACCCUUUUGGUUUAUCAGCUAGACAAACCAAUACUAGUAUAAUGUUAAAUUGCAUAAGUUACCUGUGUUCAUGAAACAUGUCAACCCUUCUUUUCUCCUUUGGUAUAUGUAACAAGUUACUUUACAUGUACAUUAUCAUGAGAAGGUUAUCACUAAAUGCAAUAGAACAUGUAUGCUCCUCACUUAAAUUAUCAAUGAAUAAAACUACACGUGGACUCCA
This is a messenger RNA of Haliotis rufescens (red abalone), 2928 nucleotides long. Its product is annotated as zinc phosphodiesterase ELAC protein 1-like. Gene Ontology annotation, molecular function: 3'-tRNA processing endoribonuclease activity. The record is from RefSeq and is a predicted model, not a curated record. Gene Ontology annotation, cellular component: nucleus. NCBI's taxonomy places the organism in Eukaryota, Metazoa, Mollusca, Gastropoda, Lepetellida, Haliotidae. Bases 327 to 1400 code for a protein of 357 amino acids. The transcript is spliced from 9 exons.